UUGUAUGUUGUUGAAUUUCCGUUAAACAGAUAUGUACAAAGGCAAAUUAACACGAAAAGUUAAAUUCUCAUACACUCAUACAAAGGUACAUAAAGUCAUUUCUUGCACAAAAAGCUAAAAAUUUUAUAAAAAAAAAAUAUAUUUUUUUUUGUACAGAAGCUGAAAUUCCAAAAAGUGCUGUUGUUGGAGAAGAUAUGGCCACAAACUGGGGCGCCAAAGGCGCUGGUCAAAAUAGUCUGGAUGCAAGAGCAGAUAUGCAAACUGAUUGCAGCGUACAGGAAGCUGAUAAUCCAAAAAGUGCUGAUGUUGGAGAAGAUAUGGCCACAAACUGGGGCGCCAAAGGCGCUGGUCAAAAUAGUCUGGAUGCAAGAGCAGAUAUGCAAACUGAUUGCAGCGUACAGGAAGCUGAUAAUCCAAAAAGUGCUGAUGUUGGAGAAGAUAUGGCCACAAACUGGGGCGCCAAAGGCGCUGGUCAAAAUAGUCUGGAUGCAAGAGCAGAUAUGCAAACUGAUUGCAGCGUACAGGCUGAAAUUAAUAAUUCAGAAAGCUCAAAUGAAUCAAAUGAUGAAGAGCCGCCGGAGUUUGUAUGUACGUCAGAUGACGCAAAUUAUUCGCCUCCCAAAAGAAUGGUAAAACGUCGAAGCACGUCACCGUUUGGAAAAACGCGCCGUGUACGAUGGGGCCCAGGCGAACGCAAGCAACUGGAAAACAUAUUUGGGAAUUUAGAAACAUUGGAAAAGUUGCCAUCGCUUAAAAAUGUUCCCAAAUAA
Molecule: messenger RNA, 770 nt
Organism: Drosophila novamexicana
Lineage: Eukaryota; Metazoa; Arthropoda; Insecta; Diptera; Drosophilidae
Exons: 8
Coding region: 195-770 (191 amino acids)
Source: RefSeq, a predicted model, not a curated record